CAUAAGUCAUUGGACGAAGGAGUCUUUUGGGCGGGGGAGUUUUGUUAAGAGCCAUGGCGCUCGGUUUUAACACGCAUCGCCUGCGGUCCGGUUUCGGAAGCACAAUCACGCUAUGUUUCAUAUCAGCGAGAAAUCAUUGAACGUUUAAAUUGAAACAAAGUUAUAGGGUUAGUGUUCCCACACGGCCAUAUCACAGCGCUUGUUUAUGGAAAACAAGACUGAAACAUACACCUGUGCUAUCUAACGUGCUCUGAACACCUGUGUGGAAGUGUAACUCGGGAAGUGUAGUUUCGGCAGAUUGUGGCACACAGCUGUAUUGAGGCUUUUUGAAGGAUUCUUUCACGCUGUUGAAAGAUAAGGGCCAUAUCGCAAAUUAUGAUUAUUGACGUUAAAACAAAGUUCACGUGAGCCAACAGCUGAAAACUAGGGAAAUAGCAGUUAGACCUAGUUUUCAAGAACUACAACAAAACAGCAACAAAAAACAGGAGGAAAGAGCCCCAGUAUUUGUUACGAGAAACACUGACAUCUCCUGGUAGAUAAUGGCAACGUAUCAAUAUUAAUGAAAUCAGUCUGCGCGGUUUAACAUGAAUUGAAGAUGAAUUACCAAAUGCUAACGUUACCAUUUUGACACUACAUUUAAGAUACCGCUUACAUUAUUAUUAUUAUUUGUUUUUUACUUUACAGAGAUGAAACGUAUAUAGGCAAUUUUUCAUUUGAGUGAGGCACAUGGGGAGAUAGGCAAAGGCAAUCUUUUACAAAGGCUAAUUUGUAACCACUAUUUUUGUGGUGCUGUUGUCGCUUCUCCAAGCCUUUUGAUCUAACCGCCGUACUAAAAGCAUGUUCGAUCCUCCCAUCCGUCAGAUUUCUGGCAAAUCAUAGAGCAGCCCCCAUGCAAGUGAGUUUUCGCUGAACAAGAAACUAGUUUUUUUUUGUCCACCAUGGCAAAGCAGUAUGACGUUUUGCUCAGGUUGCUACUUUUAGGAGAUUCCGGGGUUGGAAAGACCUGUUUGUUGUGCAGGUUCACGGAUAAUGAAUUCCAUUCGUCGCAUAUCUCUACACUUGGAGUGGAUUUCAAAAUGAAAACAUUAAAAAUAGAUGGCAUUAAAGUGCGCGUACAGAUCUGGGAUACUGCUGGCCAGGAACGGUACCAGACCAUCACCAAGCAGUACUACAGACGGGCACAGGGUUUUAUCCUGGUGUAUGACAUCACUAGUUCCCGUUCCUUUCAGCACAUUGUGAAGUGGGCUAGCGAUGUGGAUGAGUUUGCACUUGACAAGGUGCAGAGGAUCCUGGUGGGGAACAAGGCUGAUGAGGAGCAGAAGAGGAAAGUGCCUAAAGAACAAGGGAACAAGCUAGCAAAAACCUAUGGAAUGGAGUUCUUUGAGACAAGUGCCUGCACCAACUGCAACAUAAAUGAGUCGUUCACCCGGUUGACAGAGCUGGUCCUGCAUGCUCACAAGAAAGACAUGGAUGCCUUCCAGGGUUCAAUUAAUAAAUACCUAGACAUGACUUAUUUGGAGGGAGAGCAGGACAAAGAGGACAACUCCCAGAAGGCCUGCGCAUGUUAGCAUGAGGCAAAACUCUCAACCUGGGAGUGUUUGGAUAAAAUAUUUAGUUGUUUUUGCAAUACCUCUGGCCCUGUGACAUAAUGGCAAUGAAAUGAUGAUUAACUUAUUAAAUCUGUGAGGACAGUUGAGUCGGAAGUUUACAUACACCUUAGCCAAAUACAUUUAAAUUCAGUUUUUCACAAUUCCUGACAUUUAAUCGCAAGAAAAAAAUCCCUGUUUUAGGUCAGUUAGGACCACCACUUUAUUUUAAGAAUGAUUUAUUUAAGCUUUUAUUCCUUUCAUCACAUUCCCCGUGGGUCAGAAGUUUACAUACACUCAAUUAGUAUUUGGUAGCAUUGCCUUCCACAAGCUUCCCGCAAUAAGUUGGGUGAAUUUUGGCCCAUUCCUCCUGAGUCAGGUUUGUAGACCUUCUUGCUUGCACACGCUUUUUCAGUUCUGCCCACAAAUUUUCUAUAGGAUUGAGGUCAGGGCUUUGUGAUGGCCACUCCAAUACCUUGACUUUGUUGUCCUUAAGCCAUUUUGCCACAACUUUGGAAAUAUGCUUGGAGUCAUUGUCCAUUUGGAAGACCCAUUUGCGAUCAAGCUUUAACUUCCUGACUGAUGUCUUGAGAUGUUUCUUCAAUAUAUCCACAUAAUGGGGCCCUCCCGGGUGGCGCAGUGGUCUAAGGCACUGCAGUGAUAGCUGUCCCACCAGAGACUCUGGGUUCGAGCCCAGGCUCUGUCGCAGCCAGCCGCGACCGGGAGGACCAUGGGGCGGCGCACAAUUGGCCCAGCGUCGUCCAGGUUAGGGAGGGUUUGGCCGUUAGGGAUAUUCUUGUCUCAUCGCGGACUAGCGACUCCUGUGGCGGGCCGGGCACAGUGCACGCUGACCAGGUCGCUAGGUGUACGGUGUUUCCUCCGACACAUUGGUGCGGCUGGCUUCCGGGAGGAUGCAUGGCUCUCGACCUUUGCCUCCCCCGAGUCCGUACGGGAGUUGCAGUGAUGAGACAAGACUGUAAAUACUAACAAUUGGAUACCACAAAAUUGGGGAGAAAAAGUGGGUAAAAAAAUAUAUAUAUAAUUUCCCUAUAAAAUCAUGCCAUCUAUUUUGUGAGGUGCACCAGUCCCUCCUGCAGCAAAGCACCCCCACAACAUGAUGCUGCCACCCCCGUGCUUCACUGUGUUCUUCGGCUUGCAAGCCCCUUUUUCCUCCAAACAUAACGAUGGUCAUUAUGUCCAAACAGUUCUAUUUUUGUUUCAUCAGACCAGAGGACAUUUCUCCAAAAAGUAUGAUCUUCGUCCCCAUGUGCAGUUGCAAACCGUAUUCUGGCUUUUUAUGGCGGUUUGGAGCAGUACCUUUUUCCUUGCUGAGCGGCCUUUCAGGUUACAUCGAUAUAGGACUCGUUUUACUGUGGAUAUAGAUACUUUUGUACCUGUUUCCUCCAGCAUCUUCCAAGGUCCUUUGCUUUUGUUCUGGGAUUAAUUUGCACUUUUCGUACCAAGUACGUUAAUCUCUAGGAGACAGACCGUGUCUCCUUCCUGAGCGGUAUGACGGCUGUGUGGUCCCAUGGUGUUUAUACUUGCGUACUGUUGUUUGUACAGAUGAACGUGGUAGGCAAUUGGAAAUUGCUCCCAAGGAUGAACCGGACUUGUGGAGGUCUACAAUUUUUCUUCUGAGGUCUUGGCUGAUUUAUUUUGAUUUUCCAAUUAUGUCAAGCAAAGAGGCACUGAGUUUGAAGGUAGGCCUUGAAAUACAUCCACGGGUACACCUCCAAUUGACUCAAAUGAUGUCAAUUAGCCUAUCAGAAGCCUUUAAAGCCAUGACAUAAUUUUCUGCUGUUUAAAGGCACAGUCAAUUUAGUGUAUGUAAACUUCUGAUUCACUGGAAUUGUGAUACGGUGAAAUAAUCUGCCUGUAAACAAUUGUUGGAAGAAUUAUGUGUCAUGCGCAAAGUAGAUGUCCUAACUGACUUGCCAAAACUAUAGUUUGUUAACAAGAAAUUUGUGGAGUGGUUGAAAAACAAGUUUUAAUGACUCCAACAUAAGUGUAUGUACACUUCCGACUUCAACUGUAUGUUCGGUUUUUACUGACUGUUGCUCAGAUUCAUGCAUUUUAUACUUUUACUCACUGUUAAAUUUUCAUCUUCA
Molecule: messenger RNA, 3694 nt
Organism: Oncorhynchus keta (chum salmon)
Lineage: Eukaryota; Metazoa; Chordata; Actinopteri; Salmoniformes; Salmonidae
Product: ras-related protein Rab-15-like
Exons: 7
Coding region: 939-1568 (209 amino acids)
Molecular function (GO): GTPase activity; GTP binding
Source: RefSeq, a predicted model, not a curated record